Messenger RNA from Dipodomys ordii (Ord's kangaroo rat), 1726 nucleotides. Its product is annotated as leucine-rich repeat-containing protein 29-like. NCBI's taxonomy places the organism in Eukaryota, Metazoa, Chordata, Mammalia, Rodentia, Heteromyidae. Gene Ontology annotation, molecular function: protein binding. The coding region runs from base 76 to 1053 and encodes 325 amino acids. Gene Ontology annotation, biological process: SCF-dependent proteasomal ubiquitin-dependent protein catabolic process. The transcript has 8 exons. The record is from RefSeq and is a predicted model, not a curated record. Gene Ontology annotation, cellular component: SCF ubiquitin ligase complex.
UUCUGAGUUUCCUGCCUCUGUCAGAUCAGAAAGAGGCCUCCCUGGUGAACCGGGCUUGGUACUGUGCAGCCCAGAAUGCCCUCCGAGAGGGGCCUACGGCAUCUGCGGCACCUGAGCCUUGGGAAGCUGCAACGGCUGACAGAUGCAGGGUGUACAGCCCUCGGGGGCCUGCGGGAAUUGCAGAGCCUGGACAUGGCUGAGUGCUGCUUGGUGAGCGGGCGGGAGCUGGCCCAGGCCCUGGGAACAGCACGUGGAACUCCACCCCCAUUGACCUCUCUCAGGCUGGCCUACUGCUCUUCACUAAAGGACGCAUCUGUGCUCUCCAUGAUUCCAGUGCUGAGCUCGAGCUUGAGGGUGCUAGACUUGUCAUCUUGUGUGACUCUCACCAACCGGACCAUGCAGGCCAUCUGCUCCUACCUCACCCACCUCUCAGUCCUGCGCCUGGCUUGGUGCAAGGAGCUCUGUGACUGGGGGCUUCUGGGGCUGGAGGAACCAAAUGAGGAGCCUGCAUUAGGCCCCCAGUCACAUGCAGAGCUGAAACAUCAGGCCUCCGACUCUACAGACCCUUCUCCCCAACCACAGGGCCCCUCCCUGCUCAAGCUUCAGGCCCUCCAGGAGUUGGACCUCACAGCCUGCAGCAAGCUGACCGAUGCCAGUUUGGCCAAGGUGCUUCAGUUCCCCCAGCUGAGGCGGUUGUCACUGAGCCUAUUGCCAGCACUCACAGACAUGGGUUUGGUGGCUGUGGCCAGGGGCUGCCCCAGUCUGGAGCGUUUGGUGCUGAGUCACUGCAGCCAUCUUAGUGAUGAGGGCUGGGCCCAGGCAGCCAGGUCCUGGCCAAGGCUGCAGCACAUCAACCUAUCCAGCUGUAGUCAACUCACAGAGCAAACACUGGAUGCCAUUACUCGGGCAUGCAAGCAGCUCCAGGUGUUGGAUGUGGCCAUGUGUCCUGGUAUUAACAUGGCGGCCAUCAGGCGCUUUCAAGAACAGCUACCUCAGGUGACCUGCAUCCAGUCCCGCUUCGUUGGAGGGGCUGACCUGACUCUCACACUGUAAGACCAGGAAGGUGGAAUAACAGGUAUUGAGACGAUUGGAGGAGCACAACUAGAGGUCAGAAGUCAGGAGAUUGUUGCUGAGAUGACAGUAGCAUGGACAAUGGACUGAAGACAUUGAAAAGGAAGAAUGGACAGUAUGGGCAGACUAACUACAUCUGGGAUCCCUGCCUCCUGUUUCCACCUUGAACUCAAUAACAAACCACUCUAAGUGUGAUGGGAAGUCUCUCAACCCAAGCCUGGCACACUGGAUGCCUAAGGAUAAGAAGUGCUGGCUGGGAUGGGGGAAAAGACAAGUACAUUCUCCAAAUGAGAUGCUGUUUCAUCUGUCUUUAAGCAAACUGCAGGGCAAAGCGUUCGGAGUGAGUCAGGUUCCACCUGCGAGGCACACAGCUCAGCGAGGCAGGUAGGGGCCCCUCUUCUCGCCCGCCCCUCCCCCACCCCGCUGGCCGUCAGUCACUCACGCGUCGCACAGCUCCUUCAGCACAGUGGCCAGGGGCUUUGCCUACAGUAAGUGGGAGCUGUCACUCAGGAGCUGGGAAGGGGUGGAAACGGGGGUGGGAGGGGAAGGAUCUGGGGAAAAGGUGGGGUGCCUGUCCCAAGGGAAGGGGAUCAACCAGCGGUGGGCAACGGGGCAGGUGGAGGUCGGACAGGCCAGUGACCUGGUCCAGCUGGAU